Naegleria gruberi is the source of this 1473-nucleotide messenger RNA. RefSeq lists its product as uncharacterized. The coding region runs from base 1 to 1473 and encodes 490 amino acids. NCBI's taxonomy places the organism in Eukaryota, Heterolobosea, Eutetramitea, Acrasida, Naegleriidae. The record is from RefSeq and is a predicted model, not a curated record. The transcript has a single exon. Gene Ontology annotation, cellular component: centrosome.
AUGAACAGUUCUACCACCUCAAAUUCAACUUAUUCUCAAAGCUAUAAGACUGGCAGUGACUCAUCAUCUUCCGGGUUCAUUUCAUUACCUGGUAUUCCAUCGGGAAGAAGAAAAGUAUUUAGAAAUGAACCUGUUGUAUCGAAUACUAAAUAUUCCUUCUCCUCUUGUACUAAGAGAAGAAUUUUAAAACACGUUGCUGAUAAUGAGGAUAAUAUUAAUAACUAUCUCGUGAGGGAGAAUAAAACUCAAGAAGACGAUCCGAAGAAGAGAUUCAUUUUCAAUGCAGAAUUUCAUGUUUGUCUCCAUACCAAUAAGAAUAUCAAGGUAGUCAAGGAUUUGGGAAAACAACCUUCCGAUGUUGUUGAUGUUGAAGGUAGUAAGCAUUCUUUCUCCAAUGCAAAUGAUGCUGCAUGUUUUUAUCAGGACAGCACAACAGAAAGAAGGAGAAGAAAGGAAGAAAAGCUAAGAGUUUUCAAUGAUACUGUAAAACAAAGAAUCAAAGAGAAGAGUAAGUCAACCUUAAUAGAAAAAGAAGCAGCUGCUGCUAGGAUAAAAUAUGAAAAGGAGAGAAAGAAGGAGCUCUAUAGAAAAAUGUGUAAUUAUGGCAAACAAGCUAAUAAUUUGAAUAUGAAAAUUGCGUCCGGAGGAACUACCCCAAGAUUGAAUUCAACAAAUGGAAAUAUAUCACCAAACUCUUCUAAAAUUUCUUCUGGAUCAGUAAGCAAUACUCCCAGAACACCAAGAACACCAAGAGCAGAUGCAAGAGGCCAAGCGUUUUCAUUGGUAGAUUUAGAUUUGCAAGAUCAAAGUCAUGAAGAGUGUGAAGGUCAUGACGAACAAUUUGUAAAUUUCAAAUCUCCAACCCAGUCCAACAGUUCUGAAUCAACUAGUGUAACCACAGAAGACUCUUACACAAAUGAAUCAGACAAUGGUAACCCUAAAAAGACAGUGAAUGCCUUUAACCUUUUCGCCAGACAAAACUUGGCAAAUGUUGUUCCAUCAACUUCCUCAGAGGUUUACGCUCAUUUCGAAAAGGGAAUAAGCAAAGAGGAUAACAAUAUUAUUGUACAAGCUCCAUGUUUUACAGUAUACUUAGACGAUCCAAUUCAUACUUUUACUCUCAACAAACCUAAUUACAUCCCUCUCAAUACUAGUAAGGCUUCAGAUAGCGAAAUUAUGUCAUUCAAAUCAUCAGAUACUUAUCAAUCUGCUGUUCAUUCAAAUGCUAGGUCAGGAUCAAAUAAGGAACAAAAGAAGAAGGAAUACAGAGAAGAAAAGAGGUAUCUCAAACAACUCAAUAAGCAGUUCUUAGAAACGGUAAAGAACAUGAGUAUUGAACUGCCUAGUCUGUGUCACUGUGACAUUGAAACCAUGGAUGUCAAUGCACAACAUUCCAAUAACUGUUAUUACUUCCAAAAUAAGAAUGAUUAUGCAAGAGAUUUAUCUUCUCUAUUUCAUUCGUAUAACCUUUAG